AUGACAACCCCCUUGAAGCAACAAAUCAACGCCACAAACGUUUACACAAAACAGGUACCAGGUCGCGGGAAUGGUAUUUUCGCAGCACAGGAUAUCGCACCCAGGUCAGAGGUCGUCUUCGUUUCCCGGCCGCUGAUGGUGGCACUGGAGACCUCAGAACUGCAAACCCGCUGUUAUUAUUGCUACAGCUCGCCAGGGGAUGCUAGUCUUCGUCCUGAAAUCCCCAACGGUCAGACAUUGAAGACGUGCGGCGGAUGCAAGGUGGUCAAAUUCUGUCACCGGAAGUGCCAGACUCGGGCUUGGUCAGAGUAUCAUCGUCUGGAGUGUAAGCUCUAUGGCAGAUUGCAUCCUCGAAUACUCCCAAGCACAUCCAGAUCCAUCAUUCGACUCCUGAAGCAGCACGAAGCAAAUCUUCUUCCUCAUUCCGAAUGGGAUCAACUUCUGGCGCUGAAGAGUCAUCAGGAGGACUUUCUCAGGGAAGAUCUCUUCAUCAUGAUGAAGGGCAUCAAAUCCUAUUGUGGUACCAACCAUAGUGAAGAGACAAUACUGCGAAUAGCUUGUGUGUUGCUUGUCAACUCCUUCACUCUCACAAAUCCGACAUACGACCCCUUGGGAUCGAUUCUCCAUCCCAAGCCAGCCCUUAUGAAUCACUCUUGUGAUCCAAAUGCAUUUGUGAGAUUUGACAUUCCGCCAACGAGCAGUCGAGAGGAAUUUCCACCUUACGGAAACAUAUCUGUUCAUGCCUUGAGACCAAUCGCCAGAGGCGAGGAAGUUACGGUUUCAUACAUUGAUACGACCUUACCCUUCGACAAUAGGCAGGGAGAAUUGAAAGCUAGGUAUUUCUUCACCUGCAGUUGUAGCUUGUGCUCUAGAGGCCGAGACGCUGCUACAGAUAUGUUUUACCACCCUGUACAGGACGUGGCAACCGAUACAACGCAGCCGGCAAUACUCGCCGAAAUUGCCGAAACCAGUGACCAGGCCGAGCAGUUCUUAAUGGGCUUGGAAUCUCAAAGUGGACUUGAGCACACCCCGAUUGACAGCAUCAAACACAUUAUGCAUCGCCUGGCACUGACGAGAAGCUGGCCACUGUGGCGGUAUCCUUGGCCUGAUUUGCGGCGAAAGUUGUUCCUUCGACUGCUCGAUUCGCAGAGGUAUUCUGAGGCCCUGUGGCAGUCGGCGGUAUUUGUCAGAGUAAUACAUCCUGUCAUGUAUCAUGAACAAGAGCAUCAUCCAGUCCGAGUCGUGCAGAUGUGGACAUUCUGGAAUUUAUGCUGGCAGUGUGUGGAAUCUCUGGGCGAGCGAUCGUCGGACGACGUUUCCCAUGACCUCCAGACGCUGAGAAUGUUGUGCUCUGUGCUGGUCGUGAUGAUCGACGACAUUCAUAGAAUCAUGAACCAAGGGACCAGAUCGAAUGGAAAGCUGGAAAAGCUGAUUGAUGGAGCCCUUCAAAAUGUCAGACGUGAUGGUGUAUUCUGGGACGCAUACCAGCAAAAUAAGGCAGAGACACGCCAAAAGGUCUUUUCGUGGAUCGACGACCAAGUCAAGGCGUUAUUAAGGAAGGAAGAUGUCUCCCAAGAUAUCGUGGACAUGGCCUUUCGCACCGCAAGCUUUUAA
Messenger RNA from Fonsecaea multimorphosa CBS 102226, 1614 nucleotides. RefSeq lists its product as uncharacterized. Lineage: Eukaryota; Fungi; Ascomycota; Eurotiomycetes; Chaetothyriales; Herpotrichiellaceae. Gene Ontology annotation, molecular function: protein binding. Gene Ontology annotation, cellular component: nucleus. Bases 1 to 1614 code for a protein of 537 amino acids. The transcript is spliced from 3 exons. The record is from RefSeq and is a predicted model, not a curated record.